CGGGUUUCCUCUCUCAAUAUCUGUGGGUCCUUAACCAUAUUUCUGACGCCAUAUAACCGUAAAUAAAAUGUGUUGAGUGCAUCGUUAAAUAAAACAUUUCUUUCUUUCUUUCUUUGAUCUUAGAGAAGAUGUUUAAUAUCUACUGGUAUCUUACUUCAAGUCUCUCUCUCUCUCUCUCUCUCUCUCUCUGUGUGCGUGUGUGAGUGAGAAAAUGUGAGUGAAUAAGAGAGAGAGUGUUUGUGUUUGUGUGUGUUUGUGCUUUGGCUUUUUUGUUUUGUGUGUAUGGUUCUUUAUUUGUGCUGUGUGUGUGUGUAUUUUGGCUAGUGUAUUUGAAACAUUGAAUUAUUUUUCUGCGUUUGGAUAUCCAGUCACAAUUUCUUGAACUUUAUUAACUUGAAACAAUGAAUAUAGUGUAUAAAGUUCUGAACAAUGAAAGCUGGUCUCGUGUACAUGUUUGAGUACUUCAAAUACUAAUUAAAACAUUACUCUGUUUUCUGUAGUUUGUUUUUCAUUUUAAUAAAUAAAAAUCUGUGGUAAAAGAUUCUGCAGAGGUUAGUAAAUGUCUUAGUGAGUGAUGAGUACAUGUAUAUUGUUUAAUAUCUUUGUGCGAAAACAACAUUAUGAACUGUCAUCUUCUGAUGGGAGGUCAUGUGAUCAUCACACAGAAGCACUGCAAUCCAGUUUUGCAUUUUUUGAGGCAGCAAACUAACCUGAACAUUAUCGCUCUAUGUACAUGUAAUAUUGUUUUAAAUGUGUUGUAUUUGUUUUUUCUUUUUGACUGCUUUGCUCUAUGUUUUUCAGAUAAGCUUCUGAUGUAUUUUCAUCUUGUCUUGCAUUUCAAGAUUCUUCUGCAGGUCAAAAGAUAAACUUACUCAUGCCAAUUUAUCCAUCUAUUUGAUGAGUAGCUUUUAUUUCAAUUUCAGAUUGAUACAUCCUGGAGUCUUACCCAAGUGAGAGUUCCAGGAGUUGCUCCCCUUGAAGUGUUUGCAGCAGCUGACCGUUUAUGGAUGACAUCAAAAUUAGAUUAAUCAAAACAUCAUUUGCAGCAUUCAAAUUGUUAUUGAUGCAGAGUUGUAUAUGCUAAAGCCAAUACUUAUUGUUUCUUUUUUGGCAAAUAGCAUAGGGGUACGAGAACCACUGUAUGUUAUUGUCACCCAUUUUCAAGUUGGGUGUCAUGACUACAUAUGGAGUUAAAAAAAUUUCAAAUGGGUGGCUUACUGGUCAGACCAGCAUGCAACUGCGUAUCCAUGGCAACCCUAUAAAAAUGUUGAAAUCACGAUACCAUGGACAAACAUAUCGAAUCAAAUGUGUUCCCAUGGACUACCGACCUCAUAAUGCGGCAGCCUCGGACUGUGAAGAGGACAGCAGAGAGGGACCUCCACUGUGCCCCAACACAAGAACCAUGGUUUCAGUGCUGAAUGAUACAGAUGCCAUUCCACAUGUUCAAGAAUCCUAUGGCAAAAUGUUCAAUGUUGAUGACUAUUUAGUGUUCAAAGUGCAGACGUUUCAUCCAGAAUAUCUUGGCUUUCAGCUGGAAUUCUAUGUUCAUGAUCCACACAAGUCACCUGAUGCUCUUCCUAAGUACAUUGGCUUUACCCACAUCCUCCCUGUGGACCAGAAGAAGUCACUAUCGCUUCGAUUGCGGGUGCCUAUAAUGGGGCUGAAACACAAGCCAAUUGGAGAAGUGAAUGUCGAUUCUCUGAUUGUGAAACCACAUCCAAGAUUUUCUGGGAAAAUGGACUUGUCCUAUCAAAGCCACUGGAAGACGAAAGGAAAAACACUGGAUGUAGGACAUCGUGGCAUGGGGAUGUCAUACAAAAACAUAGCACUUGUACAAGAGAAUACUCUGGCCUCAUUUUCUGCAGCUGCAAGUCAUGGGGCCGACAUGGUUGAAUUUGAUGUCAUGUUAACCAAGGACCACAUGCCUGUUGUUUAUCAUGACUACGCUGUUUGCCUUUCUUACAAAAAGAGAAUAGAUGAAGAAGCCGAGUUGUUUACAAUUCCAAUCAAAGAUCUUACUCUGGAACACCUGCAUUCAAUGAAAUUAUCACAUAUAGUUUCUCAUGCAGAUUUGACGGAACCCAGUGAUUCAGAUGAGACACGUCCAUUUCCGACUUUGACACAAGUUCUGCUGCAUGUUGAUAGCCGUCUAGAUUUCAAUCUUGAGGUCAAACACCCACUUAUUGGAGAAAGUGUUGAGACUGACCAGGAACACUAUUUUGACCACAAUCUGCAGGUUGACAAGAUUCUGGAAACUGUCUUUGAACAUGCUGGUUCAAGACAAAUUGUCUUCUCCAGUUUUGAUGCAGAUACCUGCAUUAUGUUACAGCUGAAGCAGAACUUUUAUCCUGUUUUGUUCUUAUCAAAUGGCCCAACAUCACACAAGACCUAUACGGAUUUCAGAGCAAAAACGUUUCAAGCCGCUAUCAGCUUUGCUGUUUCUGAAGGAAUUCUGGGUGUAGACUUUGAGGCUGAAGGGGUUCUACAAGACAUGUCCGUCAUCAAGAAGUCACACAAUGCAGGUCUUAUUGUCUUCAUAUGGGGCGAAGACGCCAACGACAAGGAAACUAUUAAACUAUUCCGACAGCAUGGAGCAGACGGAAUAAUUUAUGACAGAAUUGAUUUUCACAGACCACAGGAUGAUGUUGUCUUUGAACUGGAUAGCAGUGAAAGAUCAAUAAUCGAGGAGAUUUCCUGUGUCAGUCUCCCUGAUGACAAUUACCACAGAGAAACAGAAUCAAGAAGCAUUUCUUAACUGUGCAACAUUUAAGACAUCAUAAGCAUUUAUAACGUGUAACAUAGUAUCAUAUCAAGUUUCACAAACUUUAUUUCUCUAAUCACUAUAUGACAAAAGAAAUCAGGUAUGAAACUUGCAAGUGACUUUUAAACUUUUUUUUCCAAACAUUAGUCUUAAGGUUUUUUUUGUUACAUAGAAACAAUAAACAAAUUUAAUGUA
Molecule: messenger RNA, 2956 nt
Organism: Gigantopelta aegis
Lineage: Eukaryota; Metazoa; Mollusca; Gastropoda; Neomphalida; Peltospiridae
Product: putative glycerophosphocholine phosphodiesterase GPCPD1 homolog 2
Exons: 15
Coding region: 1142-2755 (537 amino acids)
Biological process (GO): glycerophospholipid catabolic process
Molecular function (GO): glycerophosphocholine phosphodiesterase activity; starch binding
Source: RefSeq, a predicted model, not a curated record